This is a messenger RNA of Salvia splendens (bonfire salvia), 2732 nucleotides long. RefSeq names its product DEAD-box ATP-dependent RNA helicase 31. Gene Ontology annotation, molecular function: RNA helicase activity; ATP binding; nucleic acid binding. NCBI's taxonomy places the organism in Eukaryota, Viridiplantae, Streptophyta, Magnoliopsida, Lamiales, Lamiaceae. The record is from RefSeq and is a predicted model, not a curated record. The coding region runs from base 121 to 2553 and encodes 810 amino acids. The transcript is spliced from 11 exons.
ACCCUGAUAUCUCUUCCUGAAUUGGGUGAGGCAGAGCUUAAACCCUAUCUCUCUCCAUUUCCCCUUAAACCGUAUUCAAAUUCCCAUCACACCCUUCUCGCUGACACGUAUUUUCAUAUCAUGGCUUCCAGAAUUGCCCCAUUUCACCCAAUUUUGAGACCCAUUUUGUGCGAUGUUUUCCCUCACAAGCUGCAUUAUCAAUUUCUCAGGCCCGCAAAUUUGCAGAGGAGAUUGCUGUUAGCCUCGGUUCAAGCAAUUAGGCCGAUGCCGCUCGGUAAUAUCAGAUUCUCGACUCGUUCGUCCCGGGAGAGGAUGAGUUCGGGCAUGGGCAAGGGCUCGCGGGCCUCGGCCUCCAAGAGUUUGAUUGAGGAUGAGGCUGAUCUGAGUGACUGGGUUACUGAUCUGAAUUCGAGCUCAUUCAAGAAAACUCGGGUGUAUAGUGAUAGUGAGGAUGAUGGUGGAAGGGGUGGGGAUGGGAGGAGAAGACGAGAUGGAGAAUUUGAUAAAGAUUCCGAUUUUAGUGGUAGACGAGGCGGUGGUGGACGUGGGGGGCGGUUUUCUGGUGAGGAGCGCGAAUUUAGUAGGGGCGGUGGUAGCUCGUAUGGUGGGAGAGGCGAGGGGCGUGAAACAAGUAAAUUUACCAGGGGUGGUGGCAGAGGUGGGGGGCGUGAUUCUGGUAAUUUGAGCAGGGGUGGAAGAUUUGGGGGUAUCUCGGAUGAGAGGAGAGAGCGUAACAAUGACUAUGUGAGCAGGGGGGGUGGAGAGUGGAAAGAGAAGAGACAGAGUGAGAGAGGUUCGGGAAUGACAUAUGGAAAUAGAGGAGGAAGAAGUGGGGAUCGAGGUGGUUUGGCGACGAAAGGAGGAGGAAGAGGGAUGGAAAGAAGAGGGUUUGUUGUUACAGAUGACGAGGAUGUGGAUGUGGAUGUGGAUGAGUAUGAUGAUGAUAAUGAGGAAGAAAAUGAUAAGGGGUAUACAAGUUUUAAGGAUUUACUUAACAGUGAUGAAGCAGAUGAAGACGAUGAUGAUGACGAUGAAGAUGAAGAAGCGAGAGAUGACGAAGAAGUGGAAGUGGUGAGAGCCAAGCUUGAGAAAGGGAGCUCUGCUAAAAGCUCACCCCAAAGUAGCGAUUCAUACCUUAGCGAAAGCAGGUUCGAUCAAUGUCCCAUCUCACCUUUAUCACUUAAAGGAAUCAAAGAUGCUGGUUAUGAAAGGAUGACUAUGGUGCAAGAUGCAACUCUUCCUAUCAUUUUGAAAGGUAAGGAUGUCCUCGCCAAGGCAAGAACUGGCACAGGGAAAACUGUUGCUUUUCUGCUUCCUGCAAUUGAAAUCAUAGCUCAAUUACCUCCUGCUGACCGCGAUCAAAAAAGAUCCCCGAUACACGUGCUAGUGAUAUGCCCAACAAGAGAACUUGCUACUCAGGCUGCUGCCGAGGCCAACAAAUUGUUGAAGUAUCAUUCUUCUAUUGGUGUUCAAGUUGUCAUAGGAGGUACCCGGUUAGCUAUGGAGCAAAAAAAGAUGCAAGCCAAUGCAUGCCAGAUACUCGUGGCAACACCUGGAAGGCUUAGGGAUCAUGUAGAGAAUACAGCUGGAUUUGCAACUCGACUCAUGGGAGUUAAAGUCUUGGUCCUUGACGAAGCUGAUCAUUUACUAGAUAUGGGAUUCCGCAAAGAAAUAGAGAAAAUAAUAGCUGCUGUCCCAAAACAACGACAGACACUUCUAUUUUCUGCAACAAUUCCACAAGAGGUUCGUCAAAUCUGCCAUGUUGCCCUAAAACGAGACCAUGAAUACAUAAACACAGUAGAAGAAGGAAGUGAAGAUACACAUGCGCAGGUCAGGCAGACGCACCUAGUCGCACCUUUGGACAAACACUUUUCGCUUCUUUACACUAUGCUAAAAGAGCAUGUUGCAGAUGAUGUUAACUACAAGGUCCUUGUUUUCUGCACCACCGCAAUGAUGACAAAGCUCGUUGCUGAGCUUCUCAACGAGCUUAACUUGAAUGUCAGAGAGAUACAUUCUCGAAAACCACAAAGUUACAGGACGAGAGUCUCGGAUGAGUUUAGGAAGUCGACUGGUCUAAUUCUCGUCACGUCUGACGUGUCUGCGCGUGGUGUUGAUUAUCCUGAUGUCACCCUCGUUGUGCAGAUCGGUGUUCCUGCAGAUAAACAGCAAUAUAUCCACCGAUUGGGUCGAACCGGCCGAAAAGGAAAAGAAGGGGAAGGUGUGCUGUUGUUGGCACCUUGGGAAGAGUUCUUCUUGAACACCAUCAAAGACCUGCCAAUAUCGAAGGCAUCUGAACCAUUGGUCGAUCCAGAUACUACGAAAAGGGUCGAACGUGCUUUGUGCCAAGUCGAGAUGAAGAGCAAAGAAUCAGCAUACCAGGCGUGGCUCGGGUACUACAACUCCAACAAAAGUGUUGGUCGAGACAAAUAUAAGCUCGUGGAGCUUGCAAAUGAGUUCAGCAGGAGCAUGUGUCUGGACAACCCUCCGGCCAUUCCGAAGCUAGUCCUCGGGAAGAUGGGUUUGAAGAACAUCCCUGGAUUGAGAUCAAAGUAGACAAUGAAAGACACAUUUUCAUUUUACGUUAGUUUUAUGUGAGGAGACUUGACCAUCAUUAGCCUAAAUUUUUGUAAAUUCAAUCUAAGCAAGGAAAUUUGUAGGCCAUUUCUUUGUAGAGAAACAUUUAUAAUGCUUAUGCUUUUGCCGAAAUGUAAACAAAGAUAAUUUGAUGGAAA